AUGGAAGCGGCGUACCAGGGCAACGCCCGAAUCGUGCGCUUGCUGCUGGGAGCUGGUGCCGACAAGAACUUGCAGGACGACUUCGGUGUCACCGCUCUCCUGUGGGCGUGUUCUCAGGGCCACGUCGACACCGCGCGCGUGCUGCUGGAAUCGGGGGCCGACCUGGACCUGCAGACUGCUCAGGUUACCAAUCUUACCAACCGGGAUUCAUCGCGGAGACACGCAAGCUUGUGCAAAGUGAGUGGCCUGACCGCACUCAUGCAUGCAUCGCAGAUGGGUCACGUCGAAACGGUUUCUUUGCUGCUUGGAGCGGCCGCCGACGCGAACUUGCAGGACCACUCCGGAACGAGUGCGCUGAUGCAUGCGUCGCACAUGGGUCACAUCCACACUGUCGUCUGCUCCUGGAAGCUGAAGCCGACAAGAACUUGCAAGACCACGCCGGCACGACUGCUCUCAUGA
Symbiodinium natans is the source of this 459-nucleotide messenger RNA. Lineage: Eukaryota; Dinophyceae; Suessiales; Symbiodiniaceae. The record is from the annotation of a GenBank genome assembly.